Molecule: messenger RNA, 1665 nt
Organism: Carassius auratus (goldfish)
Lineage: Eukaryota; Metazoa; Chordata; Actinopteri; Cypriniformes; Cyprinidae
Product: mitoguardin 2-like
Exons: 12
Coding region: 249-1523 (424 amino acids)
Biological process (GO): mitochondrial fusion
Source: RefSeq, a predicted model, not a curated record
CUGCCCCGCCCACCAGGAAAUCACAGGUUAGUGUGUGCAAUGCGGAAUGAAAAUGUCCUUCCAAAUCAGGAGAAAGUAAUAAUAAUGACGAUCUCGGCAGCGCUGUGGCGUGGGACUGAAAGCUCUGUUUGUGGAUGAGUCCUGCUGAUCUGCAGAGCGGAGGACAGAACUGAACUCCAGCUGUUCCAGGAUCUGUGUGGAGCGACUCUGAUGUGAAAGCAUCUGCAGGAGGAAGGGGCGGAGCUGAGAUGUCAAUCAGAAGCACUGAGGGCAUGUCGAUCAUGCAGGCCUUAGCCAUGACCGUGGCUGAGAUACCUGUGUUCCUGUAUUCCACCUUUGGACAGUCUAUAUUCUCUCAGCUGAAGUUGAGCCCGAGUCUGAAGAAGGUGCUGUUCGCCACGGCUCUGGGCAGCGUGGCUCUGGCUCUGACCGCACAUCAGUUAAAGAGACGGGGCAGGAAGAGGAAGCAGACCGUCAGUAAAGAAGCGCAGAAGCCUGUGGGCAUCCCAGAACAGCUGCUCCGCACCAGCCGGCCGGCCUCGCUCAAGAGAGGUCCGCUUCCAGGGCGUCAGAUGAUGAGUCCCAGCACCCGCAGUAAUGACACGCUCAGCGGCGUCUCGUCUCUCGCACAGAGCAAACACUCCAGCUCUUCACACAGCAUCGCCUCUAUGCGAGUUCCCUCCUCUCCCAACCAAUCAGUGAACACCGGGAUGCCGUGGGAGGCGGAGCCAGUGGCAGAGGAGCCAGGAGUCGGAGAGGAUGCCAAUGCUGAGAACCUCUAUCUCAUGGGGAUGGAGCUGUUUGAGGAAGCUCUGCGCAAGUGGGAACUGGCUUUAAACAUCAGACACGGAGCUCAUUCACGCGCAUCUGGGUCAAACAGUCUCGCCCCGGAAGGGUCAGAACUCGUGGAGCACCAUUUGCCUGAGCUUCGCAAUCAUCAGUUUGCGGAGAAGCUCGAGUCUCUGCUGCACCGAGCCUAUCACCUACAGGAAGACUUCGGCAGCACCAUACCCCCCGACAGCCUCCUCGCUGACCUGGAGAGUGAAGCAACCCUGAUCCUGCCCACACUUGGGAGUUCCCAUCCCAUCCGAGACGACGAUGCCACAACAGUCACUUCAGACGACUCGUUUGUCUCUGCUGCUGAGUUGUUUGAGGCGUUCUCUCUAGAGGACACGUAUCACCCGCUGAAGCCGGCAGCUCUGUAUGAAGAAGCCCUGAGUUUGGUGAAGGAUGGAGGCGUGGCCUGCAGAUCACUGAGAACCGAACUUCUGGAGUGCUACAGCGAUCAGGACUUCCUCGCCAAACUGCACUGCAUUCGCCAGGCCUUCCAGGUGCUGCUGCUGGAUGAAACGCACAGGAUGUUCUUCAUGGAUACAGGGAAGCAGAUGAUACUGGGACUCCUGGCCAAAGCCAACAAGAGUCCGAAGGCGUUUCUGGAGAGUUAUGAAGACAUGCUGCAGUACACACAGAGAGAAGAGACGUGGCCCGUCACCAAGAUGGAGCUGGAAGGACGAGGGGUUUGACUCUUUAUCUGUCUGUCAUUCCUUCCUUUCCCAUCCAUUUAAAGUCUGAUUCUUGACUGUUCCACUGUUGUUAAUGUUAACUAAAAAAAUUUGUGCUGUCAAAUGAUUAAUCACGAUUAAUCGCAUCCAAAAUAAAAGUUUU